Parastagonospora nodorum SN15 is the source of this 1836-nucleotide messenger RNA. RefSeq lists its product as hypothetical. The record is from RefSeq and is a predicted model, not a curated record. NCBI's taxonomy places the organism in Eukaryota, Fungi, Ascomycota, Dothideomycetes, Pleosporales, Phaeosphaeriaceae. Bases 1 to 1836 code for a protein of 611 amino acids. The transcript is spliced from 3 exons.
AUGCCUCCCCGUACAUCCCGCGUGUCCCAACAGGCAACCUUUGCGCUGAAAACACCCCUCCAAAUCAAGCGUGACCACUAUGGCUUCAAAAUCAAAUCCCAAUGGCAGCCCCAAGACUACCGCCCCAAUCUCGAACCCCGGGAUAUCCAACUCGCGCCUGGAGCAAACACAUACUACCAGCAUGUCGUGCACCACGCACUCAUGCACACGCCCAUCUUCGUGCAGUGGAUACUUGGUCACAAUCAGCCAGCCGAUCCCACCCAUCUUUCCGCAACAUGCAUAAUGUGCGCGUACAAGUCACUGGCCUGGGAUUACUGGCUCUGGCAAGGCCAAGGCGGGCAGAAGAUCAUCGCCGCGAACCACGCGGGGCUGACGUUCAUCGACACGCAGGCGAUUCUCGCGCAGCCGCUGGUAUAUGCGCAUAGUCGCCCUGGCGACGCGGGGAUCUUUUUCGAGUGGGUGACGGAUCAGAUGGAGUAUGCGAUUCCCGCAGUCGUCCCGGCAGAUCAGAGAUUCAAGCUCCAUUGGAACGAGGAGUUCAAGGCGAUGUUCCAGCUUGAUCUGAGCGAGACACGGGAAUGUCAAGAAGGAAUACGCCAGGGUGUGAUAUGUGGGAAAAAGAUUGUUACGCCGGCGGCGCCGGUGAGGUCGAUUGAGGUGGAUCUUGACCCGGAGAUACACACUCUUGACGAGAUGCUAGAUGUGUAUUUCAACGACUACAUGGAUGAGGAUAGGUUGUGUACGAGGUGCAAUGUCAACCGUAGACACACGGUGAAGCGCACGAUUAGAGCGGCGCCGCAGGUGUUGAGGAUUCGGGUUAAUAUUAUGGACGAGGCGGCGGAUGGAAUGACGACAAAGUACCUGAAUGGGUGGACUGUCCCUACGAACCUCAAUUUGCAAGGUAAUCAGGAGAUUGACGAGCUACCUUUGGAGUACGCGUUGAGCAGUUCGAUUGCGCAUGGUGAAGAUCGUCCCGGCCUGUACGAAGAGGUGGGUGGGGUUACCGUCAGACUGCCUGUAGGAGAUGAUGAUUCGGAUGAUGCUCCCGUAGAUCUUGAGCCCAGUUCUGAAAGGGAAAAUGAACCCAUGGCGGUAGACGAAGACUUCGACCCUAACGAUCCGCACGAAGAUUUGUUUGACGUUCCUGAAAGGGUAGAUUCAGUUAUGGCAGAGGACGAGCCACAUCCGGUCGUUGCCGGUGGCGUCGCCCCUAGAUCACCUGUACGAGACGAAGAUGACGACUUCAACGGCUUGAUCCUAGUCACCAACGAGGAGUUCCUUGAAGAGUUGGGCCCGUCUGUGGACAUGGAAAUGGAUGAUCUGCCAGAGUACACUGACACUGAAGGCGAGGAUGACGACGAGGACGAACACGAAUACGAGUUUGAAGCGCCAGAACAGCUGAAUAGACGCGAAGGAUCCGCGAGCCCGCCACAAGACGACAGUGACGACGACAGCGACAGCGGCGUCAUCGAUGACUUGAUCGUCGACGACGCAAACGAUGUCAACGAUUAUAUCGACGAUGAAGAAGUUAUCGAUGUCCCGCACCAACUCCACGACGACAUGUACGGUUCCGACGAAGAAUCCGUCAUACCCAACUCGCAUUACAUCCUCAACGUCCGCGGGCCAGAAGAAAACUACCAUAUCUCCAUGGCCCACCACAACCACCUCGACCCCCAUGCCCUUCCCCUCGCGACUCUGUCCGACAACCCACAGCGCCCAUGGCAUAUGCCCUGUCACAACCCGCGAGGAUACCAGGUGGUAACCCUGACGUACACGAGGAAACCGCUGGAAAAUAAGUGGAAGAAGAUGGAGCAGAACAUCCCGGCGUUCAUCUGA